Oncorhynchus kisutch (coho salmon) is the source of this 483-nucleotide messenger RNA. RefSeq names its product glycine-rich cell wall structural protein 1.8-like. Bases 1 to 483 code for a protein of 160 amino acids. The record is from RefSeq and is a predicted model, not a curated record. The transcript has a single exon. NCBI's taxonomy places the organism in Eukaryota, Metazoa, Chordata, Actinopteri, Salmoniformes, Salmonidae.
AUGGGAGAGGCGUGUGUCGGGGAGUGGCGUGUGUCGGGGAGUGGCGUGUGUCGGAGUGGGGGGGAGUGGCGUGUGUCGGAGAGGGGGGGGAGUGGCAUGUGUCGGAGAGGGGGAGGGGCGUGUGUCGGAGAGGGUGGAGGGGCGUGUGUCGGAGAGGGUGGAGGGGCGUGUGUCGGAGAGGGGGGAGAGGCGUGUGUCGGGGAGUGGCGUGUGUCGGGGAGUGGCGUGUGUCGGAGUGGGGGGGAGUGGCGUGUGUCGGAGAGGGGGAGGGGCGUGUGUCGGAGAGGGUGGAGGGGCGUGUCGGAGAGGGUGGAGGGGCGUGUGUCGGAGAGGGUGGAGGGGCGUGUGUCGGAGAGGGGGGAGGGGCGUGUGUCGGAGAGGGGGGAGGGGCGUGUGUCGGAGAGGGGGGAGGGGCGUGUGUCGGAGAGGGGGGGAGGGGCGUGUGUCGGAGAGGGGGGAGGCGUGUGUCGGGGAGGCGUAUAG